CACAUUUUAUUACCACUGUGAUUUUUUUUUUUUUUUGCUUUGUUUUCUUUUCAUUUUUCUCAACAGGUUGUGAAGGGCUGACAAAACUCGACUUGACCGUAAAUUUCAUCGGAGAGCUGAGCAGCAUCAGAACCCUGAAGCACCAUAUCCACCUGAAGGAGCUCUUUCUAAUGGGUAACCCAUGUGCUGACUUUGAAGGGUACAGGCAGUUCGUGGUGGCAACUCUUCAACAAUUAAAGUGGUUGGAUGGUAAAGAAAUAGAGCGUUCAGAAAGGAUUAAGGCAUUGCAGAACUAUCCAGUAAUUGAACAACAAAUCAGAGAGCAAGAAAGAGCUUACUGCCUCAAGCGAGCCAAAGACAAGGAAGAGGCUCAAAGGAAACUCGAAGAAGAGCAGGAAAACAAAGACAAGAAGGAAAGUGACCCAGGCUUUGAUGGACGGUGGUACACAGACAUCAGUGCUACCCUCCCAUCUUCUUUAGAGAGCAAAGAACACCUUCCAGCAUCAGAAAUACAAGAAGAGGAGUGUAAUAGAAAGAAAUUUGAUGAAAGCGAAGAAGACUUAGCAUUCUGGAAUAAGCCCUCUUUGUUUACUCCUGAAUCUAGAUUGGAAACUCUUAGACACAUGGAAAAACAGCGGAAAAACCAAGAAAAAUUAAGUGAAAAGAAGAAGAAAGUGAAGCCACCCAGGACUUUGAUCACUGAAGAUGGAAAAGCCUUGAAUGUAAAUGAGCCCAAACUUGACUUCUCUUUGAAAGAUGACGAGAAGCGUAACCAGAUCAUCUUGGACCUUGCUGUCUACAGGUACAUGGAUACCUCUUUAAUUGAUGUGGAUGUGCAAACAACUUACGUGCGAGUAAUGGUCAAAGGGAAGCCAUUUCAGCUGGUACUUCCUGCAGAAGUUCAACCUGAUAGCAGCUCAGCUCGAAGAUCUCAGACAACGGGGCAUUUAGUCAUCUGCAUGCCCAAGGUAGGAGAAGUAAUCACAGGUGGCAGAAAAUCAUCCAAGUCUGUGAAAACCACCUCAGAUGUCAUCAAAGAACAAACAAACAACAGAAGCAAGCAAACUGAGAAGCUAGAAGUAGAUCCUAGCAAGCAUUCAUUUCCUGAUGUGGCUAACAUUGUUCAAGAGAAAAAACACACACCUAGAAGAGUUGGAUCUGAACCAAAAUGUAUACCAAGGGAUGACGAUCCAGACUUUGAAGAUAACCCUGAUGUGCCUCCAUUGAUUUGA
Molecule: messenger RNA, 1232 nt
Organism: Trichechus manatus latirostris (Florida manatee)
Lineage: Eukaryota; Metazoa; Chordata; Mammalia; Sirenia; Trichechidae
Gene: DNAAF11
Product: dynein axonemal assembly factor 11
Exons: 9
Coding region: 171-1232 (353 amino acids)
Biological process (GO): outer dynein arm assembly
Cellular component (GO): cytoplasm
Source: RefSeq, a predicted model, not a curated record